AUGAUGCUCCACCAGACGAGAGACGCUAGUCACCUGGAAGCUGUGGAACGUGCCUGGGCGUCGUUGCUUCGUCUUCACCCGGCCUUCCGGCUCCGCGGUAGCGUGGACGACGGCAGGAUUCGCCCGGAGAUCCCGGAGACUGGUACCGAGCAAGAAACUCUCGUGGUCCGCAGAGAGAUCUCGUCUUCCCGAGAACCACAGGACGAGGCCAAGGAGAUCAACGCUGCACCAUAUUGCAUAAUAGCUGUGCGUCACCUCGCGAUCAACAUCAAGACCGGCGUAUAG
Lasiodiplodia theobromae is the source of this 285-nucleotide messenger RNA. RefSeq names its product Non-ribosomal peptide synthetase. The coding region runs from base 1 to 285 and encodes 94 amino acids. The transcript has a single exon. NCBI's taxonomy places the organism in Eukaryota, Fungi, Ascomycota, Dothideomycetes, Botryosphaeriales, Botryosphaeriaceae. The record is from RefSeq and is a predicted model, not a curated record.